GGAAGUCCGGGUCUCAACACUCGGCGCUUGGAAUCCCCAGACGGAGAGCGAAAGAGAAAGAGAGAGAGAGAGAGAGAGAGAAUCCGAGAGAGGCCGAUUCUUCAGCUGCAUCCUCCGCGUGAACUCAAAAAAAGUCCCCUGCAUAUCGGCCACUGUAGCAUAUGCCAGAUAGAUAGCUGCAACAUCGCAAUAUUCUACCCGUGCCUUGCAUCACUGGUUCAUUGCGUUCAUCGGCCGGGAAAUUAAUCCAGGCCACCGAUCUUCUAAUCCACCAUGGAACACUCCUCCCCACUGGCCGCCAUGCAGCCGCCCUCCAUGCUCUUUGGCCACUGCUUCCGUCCCGACGCCCCGACGUCGUAUCCGACUUAUAGUCCCAUGGGCGGCCUCGGUUCCAGCCACUUCAACUUCAAAGACUUGUCCAUGAAGAGACCCUCCGCCGACUACUUCGAUGUGAAGCCGGUCCGGGGUUCUUCUCCAACGGCUAGUCUGGCGGCCGACUUGUCUCAGAAUUUCCACAUCGAUCAAAGCCCCCAGCUGGCUACGCCACGACGGUCUUUGUUUUCCUCGAAUCUGUUUGGGAAUGGCAACAGGCGUGAGCCGAUGACCACCCCUCCGCUCCCCUCAUCCUCACCAGCCCCAGGAAUGGACGUCAUGGACAUGUCCCCGCUACCCCACAAGCCAUCCUUCAACGCCCCCGACGUUGAGAUCCACUCCCCGACGUUGGAUUGUUCGCCCAUGGACACUCCCGUCCGACCGUCCUUCUCCGCCCUGCAGGAUUCGCCCUUGGUGGCCCAGAAAGAUGGUCUAGAGAGGAAACGUCCGACGUUCUUGCGCCCCUCGUUGGCCAAGACCAAAGCCCAGUCGUUUCAACUGGGCAUGUCGAAACCGGCCCCCGAGAGCCAAGCGCCCCCCUUCCGGUUUCAGAGCCGCGGGGCCGCCAAAUCCUCCCUCAGCACGUCCGCGUCCCUGGAGGACAUGUUCCACGAAUCCCCGCAGCGCGAGCGGCCCAUGUUGCGGAACCACUCCUCCAGCGGUUUGGUCGCCCACGGACGGCUGCGACCGCCCUUGAGUCGCGAGACCAGCCAUCGCGGCAACGCCUCGCCCUCUGCCGCGUCCAUCCGCAAAAGCUCCCACCCGCUGAUGCGCCCCCGCAAGAACCAGUGCCGCCGGUCCUUGAGUAUGUUUGAGAGCCCCGACGAAGUGAUGACCCCAAAACAGGCUAGUUAUUCUACAAAUGCACCCCUACAAUCGAUCAGCGAUAUCGAUAGUUCCCCUAGCCAACAGCUGCCGCACUCGAUCCCGGAGGACCAGUCUGAUUCCCUGCCGCGGAUCAGCCAGGGUACCCUGGUGGAGGUGAUGGACGGCAAGUACAACGACCGGUUCGACAACGUCAUGGUGAUCGACUGCCGGUUCGAGUACGAGUACGAGGGGGGUCACAUCAACGGGGCGGUCAACUACAACGACAAGGAGUACCUGGCCGCACAAUUGUUCACCAGUCCCAAACCGCGCACGGCGCUGAUCCUGCACUGCGAGUAUUCGGCGCACCGCGCGCCCAUCAUGGCCAAAUUCAUCCGGCACCAGGACCGCGCCUUCAACGUGGACCACUAUCCCUAUCUGACGUAUCCCGACCUGUACAUCCUGGAGGGUGGGUACAGCGCGUUCUUUUCGGAGCAUCGAUCGCUGUGCUAUCCCCAGAACUACGUCGAGAUGAACGCCAAGGAGUUCGAACACGCCUGCGAGCGCGGCCUCGGCAAGGUCAAACAGCGAUCGAAGUUGAUCCGUGCGCAGACCUUUGCCUUUGGCCAACAGUCCCCGGAGAUGGAGGACAGUCCAACCGGCCGGUGCCGGAAUCCUCCUAGUGACCGUCGUCUGCUGGGAUCACCGUUUAUUGAAAGCCCGGCGGCGGGUCGCAGCCCAGGACGGCGCAUGCUUUCUUAUUGAGCCACCGAUCUGGUGACGUCGGAUGUCCCGGGCGUGACCCCUACCUAGAUUCACCGCCGUUCUCACCAGUCGGUGAUGAACAGAGCCCCAUCUUUCGAAACACUCGUGGGAACUGGAACCAACCCUGCCUACAACAGGCGCAGGCCCGCCCCAGUCCCUUCCACUCGCUUGACACUUUCGGAUUUGUGUUUUAUUUCCUUUUUGUUUUCGGUUGGCUGGAUGAGAUUUCCAUAUUUUGACGACACGACAAAGAACGCGCCUCCCUUGGAGAGGACGCAUCGAAUUUACGACGGGGAAGAACCCCACCUAACGACCCCCA
Messenger RNA from Aspergillus campestris IBT 28561, 2260 nucleotides. It is a transcript of the gene nimT, whose product is annotated as putative tyrosine protein phosphatase MIH1. The transcript is spliced from 4 exons. Gene Ontology annotation, biological process: G2/M transition of mitotic cell cycle; protein dephosphorylation; positive regulation of G2/MI transition of meiotic cell cycle. The record is from RefSeq and is a predicted model, not a curated record. NCBI's taxonomy places the organism in Eukaryota, Fungi, Ascomycota, Eurotiomycetes, Eurotiales, Aspergillaceae. Gene Ontology annotation, molecular function: protein tyrosine phosphatase activity. Gene Ontology annotation, cellular component: cytoplasm; nucleus. Bases 274 to 1941 code for a protein of 555 amino acids.